CAGCUGCUCCGGGCCGCCGGCUCUGCUCGCCCCUCCCGCUCUCCUUUCCUCCGCUCCUGCCUGCCAGCUCCCCUCCACUCGGCCCCCACCAUGACGGGCGUCGCGGCGGCCUCCUUCUUCUCCAACGCGUGUCGCUUCGGCGGCUGCGGGCUGCACUUCGAGUCCCUGGCCGAGCUCAUCGUGCACAUCGAGGACAACCACAUCGACACAGACCCGAGGGUGCUGGAGAAACAGGAGCUGCAGCAGCCCACAUAUGUUGCCCUGAGCUACAUUAACAGAUUCAUGACUGAAGCAGCUCGCAGGGAGCAGGAGAAUCAGAAGAAGAAAGUCCAGCCUAAACUUGCACUGUCAGUCACUGGAGGCGUCUCCCGAAACAACACCUCGACUCCUCCUCGUCAUAGCAAUGGCAGUCUUACUCCACCUGUGACCCCACCCAUCACCCCAUCAUCCUCAUUCCGCAGCAGCACACCCACAGGCAGUGAGUGCGAUGAAGAGGAGGUGGAGUAUGAAGACUCAGACAGUGAUGAGUCGUGGACUACAGAGAGUGCCAUCAGCUCAGAGUCUAUCCUCAGCUCCAUGUGCAUGAAUGGAGGAGAUGAGAAGCCCUUCGCUUGUCCAGUGCCAGGGUGCAAGAAGAGAUACAAGAAUGUGAAUGGGAUAAAGUAUCACGCCAAGAACGGACACAGGACGCAGAUUCGCGUGAGAAAGCCCUUCAAGUGCCGUUGUGGGAAAAGCUACAAAACCUCUCAAGGCCUUAGACACCAUACCAUCAACUUCCAUCCCCCACUGUGAUAACCACACUCACACACCCCAGACUUUACACCUACCAUUUUGAAACACAUCUUAAAACAUUCACCCACGAGCUGUGGGAUAAAAGUCUUGCUUUUUCUGUAUUUUUUAAUUGUUAUUUUUGUCUGCGUUUAUAUGUUUGUACAUUUUUGUUUGCACAAUCCAUUUCUAUCAUUCCUCUCUAUUACACAAGUCAGUAAAAACAGAAGAAUCACUCAUAGGAUUGGGACAUGACACUGAAUUGCUUUUAGGGACUUUUUUUUUUUUUUAUCCUCGUUCAGUUUAAAAGUAUAAAUGCAGUAGUUCCGCUCAGAAAAAAAAAAAAAAAAA
Pygocentrus nattereri (red-bellied piranha) is the source of this 1119-nucleotide messenger RNA. RefSeq names its product JAZF zinc finger 1a (gene jazf1a). The record is from RefSeq and is a predicted model, not a curated record. Bases 91 to 792 code for a protein of 233 amino acids. The transcript has 5 exons. Gene Ontology annotation, cellular component: nucleus. NCBI's taxonomy places the organism in Eukaryota, Metazoa, Chordata, Actinopteri, Characiformes, Serrasalmidae.